This is a messenger RNA of Cucurbita pepo subsp. pepo (vegetable marrow), 1053 nucleotides long. RefSeq lists its product as uncharacterized. Lineage: Eukaryota; Viridiplantae; Streptophyta; Magnoliopsida; Cucurbitales; Cucurbitaceae. Gene Ontology annotation, molecular function: DNA binding; DNA-binding transcription factor activity. The record is from RefSeq and is a predicted model, not a curated record.
AAAAGAAAAGGCAACAAAAAAUUCAGAAAAAAAAUGUGUCCCCAAUUUCAUUUUGAUUUUGGUGAAUGGUAAUGAUACAUGUAUUUGUUGUUUGUUCAACAGUGACAGUCCGCAGAGAAGGCAGUAGCAGAGGAAGCAGCAGAAGCAGCAGCAGCAGCACCAGCAGCUCUCUUUAAGGAAUUUUCAGACUCCCCCUUCGAAUUUAGGCAUUAGAUUCAGAGAGAUGAGUAGAAAUGGAAGUGUGCGACAGUAUAUAAGAUCCAAAGUCCCUAGAUUGAGAUGGACUCCCGAGCUUCACCACUGCUUUGUUCUUGCAAUUCAAACACUUGGUGGCCAUCACAAGGCAACGCCAAAGCUGGUUCUUCAGCUCAUGGAUGUGAAAGGACUCACCAUUUCACACGUAAAGAGCCAUCUUCAGAUGUAUAGAAGCACCAGGGCAGAUAUGGGAAGACAAGAUCAUAAGUGUUCGAGUGUUGGAAGAAAGGUAAGUAAUUUGGAGGAGGAAGACGAGGACGGGUGUGUAGAAGAAGAAAACGUAAAGGGAGGUGGAGUCAUUUACAGAUCAACAACAACAACAACAACUCGAACUUCAGCUUCCAAAAGAGGGAAUAGAAGCUCAAGAAAUGAUGGGUUUUAUGGACAUAAAGAGAUUAAGAUGAUGAUGAUAAUGGGAGAUUCUGAAUCACACGGCGUUGCACUCAACCAAUCUGCUGCUAACCAUGCUUUCUUCAAGAUUUCACAGAUGAUGAAGAAGGAAGAUGAGGAGAAGGAACUGUCCCUGUGCCUGUCCUUACAACACCAUUGCCAUGGUUCAAGCAGCGAAAUCAGUGAGGCGAUUUCAUCUUCAAGUUCAAAGUUGGAUAAUAAUCAUAAUAAUAAUCAUAAUAAUAGCUAUAGAGAUUGCUCGAGUUGGUCGUACGGAAGGCAACAACAGCAGCAAAUUGGUGUUAAUUUAGAGUUGUCAAUGGCGCUUUGUGGUAGCCGAUGAGGGUUUGUGUGUAAUCAAUUUUACUCUCUUUUUUUAAUAUAAUGUUGGACAACAAAAACAUCGUU